UCUUCCCCUCUACUCCACCCGGGCACCAGUUCCUCUUCCCUCUGAGUCGCUGGGUGCCGAGCUUGAGAAGCGCCAGGGACGACAGCGGAUACGGAUCCGGAUCCGCAGAGGGUCUGACGCUCUGGUCCCAGAGUCCAAGAGAGCCACGACGCAGCCUCUCUGCCCUGGAGGCUUCCAGCACCAAGGCAAAGGCGUGGCAGCGGGACCAAGAAGGUGGCUUGAAUGGGGGGUGCCCUGAUGUGGGUGCUCUUGUUGCUGCUGCUGCUGCUGCUGCUGCUGCACAAUCCAGGCAGCCAGGGGUUGUCGUGCAACGUGUCAUCGGGGGACGUGGACUGGACCAGGGAGUUCACAGACACGUGCCUGAACUUCAGCGGCCAAAACCUGAGGCAGCUGCCCCAGAACCAGUCUCUACAGGCCAGCAGCGUGCUCCUCCUGGACCUGUCUGACAACCACCUUAAAAAGCUCCCACCGCUCUUCUUCACCCUCCUGGGGGAGCUGCAGGUCCUGGAUGUGACAAACAACCAACUGGACCCCGUGGACAGGGCGCUGGCUGAACGCUGUAACCUUGACCUGAAGGCUGACUGCAGCUGUGGCCUAUUACCCUGGCAUGAGGUCCGGCGGGACAAUUGCUCUGACCAGUUGCCUCUGCAGUGCCUGGAUAUGGCUACCGGAGGCUGGCACAACCUCUCUGCCUUCUUGGAGGUGGGCUGUGCCUCUGGCCUGUCCACAACGGCCAUAGGAGCUCUGGCGGCCAGUGGAAGCCUGCUCCUCCUGCUUGCCGUUACUGGCCCAGUGCUGGCCUGGAGAUGCUGUGGCCAUUGGGUGGAUGGUAGCUGGGGACUGAGCAAAACAUGGACUGCGCAGGAUGUUCCCAGGUCUGGCUCUGGCUGGCAGCCGAGGUACAGUAGCCGGAGCCUCAGCCAGAAGCCCCCAAAGGCCACCCUGCCCCAACCUUCCACACCUGACUAUGAGAACAUGUUCGUGGGCCAGCCAGCUGCUGGGCACCAGUGGGCCGAACCCAGGGCUCACCCUUCAGAGGACAGCGACUUCUACAUGAACUAUGAGAGCCUCCACCAGGACUCCCAGCCUGUCUACUGCAACCUGCAGUCACUGGGCCAGGCCCCGCUGGACGAAGAGGAGUAUGUGAUCCCUGGGUGCUGAGCCUUCACCAUCUCAAACUCCAGCCUGCCCCCUUCUGGGUGACUUGGGGCAUUCUGGCUCUUCCCUGGCCUCAGUCUUCCCAUCUGAGGAAUGGGGCCAGGGAAGGAUCAUCCUUGAGACCCCAAAGAGGCUCUACAGUCCCCUCCCUAGCCCACUCUGCUCUUCAGGCCCCUUGGAGGCUAGAGGGGGUGGAGGAGAGACCCCAACACGGGGACAGGAGGGUCAAUGUGUGAACUCUGUCAUCACCCUCCUGUUGGUAUGCAGGUGGUACUCAAUAAAUGCUGCAAGGUUGACAA
Molecule: messenger RNA, 1457 nt
Organism: Camelus dromedarius (Arabian camel)
Lineage: Eukaryota; Metazoa; Chordata; Mammalia; Artiodactyla; Camelidae
Gene: LRRC25
Product: leucine rich repeat containing 25
Exons: 3
Coding region: 223-1161 (312 amino acids)
Molecular function (GO): protein binding
Source: RefSeq, a predicted model, not a curated record